Messenger RNA from Myotis davidii, 2512 nucleotides. RefSeq names its product regulator of microtubule dynamics 3 (gene RMDN3). The record is from RefSeq and is a predicted model, not a curated record. Gene Ontology annotation, cellular component: cytoplasm; spindle microtubule; mitotic spindle pole. Gene Ontology annotation, molecular function: microtubule binding. Bases 1 to 1863 code for a protein of 620 amino acids. The transcript has 14 exons. Lineage: Eukaryota; Metazoa; Chordata; Mammalia; Chiroptera; Vespertilionidae.
AUGGUUAAUUCGGGGUGCCAGAGCCGCGCACGGUCGGAGUCAGGCCAGCUGGACCGAGAAGAGGACAAACAUGCUCCCAGGGAUCACCCCACAGGCUUCCUCUCCAGCCUCCUGAGGACCGGGCUGCCUGAGCGAGCAGAGGCUGAAGGUGUUCGGUGGGGCUCUCCAGGAGGCACUAAGCACUACAGAUACCACUGGUUUUCCAAGAAGCUGUCCAAGGGCUCUGGCUACCGCUGCACCCGCAUCACCCACAAGAUGUGGUUCCCCCAUCAUCAGCAAGGUGGCAGCCAGAUCGGACUCAGCCAGCCCCGGCUGCCCGGCUACUGCCCUGAGAGCCAUCCUCCUGGUCCAGGCGGGGUGAGGGUCAUUGGGCGCUCAGGGUCUGGGCACGGAGCUAUCUCCAGGGGUUCGGCGUGGGGUGGGUGGACCACGCUCACGAACCUCUCCCCCCGCCCGCCUGCUCGCGGCGGCUCCCGCGGGCUGCCCGGGCUGGGACUGCUGCUGGGCACCGCCGCGGGCCUCGGAUUCCUGUACGCCCUGUACAGACAGCGGUGGAAACGGACCCAGCGCCAUGGCCAGAACCAGCUCCUGCCCAACUCACUGGACGUCACGCAGACUUCAGAGCCCAGACGCCAGGUGAGGCCACUGCGAGCGGCCCCAGGGGAGGCUGGAGAUGCUGCGGUGCUGCCCAGCCUCCCACCAGAAGGGCAGGAGAUGGUGCUGGACCGCCUGGACUUCGUGCUGGCCAGUCUGGUGGCGCUGCGGCGGGAGGUGGAGGAGCUGAGGAGCGGCCUGCAGGGGCUUGCGGGGCAGAUCGUUGGGGAGUUCCGGUCCCACAUGGAGGAGAACCAGAGAGUGGCUCGGCGGCGCAGGUUCCCGUUUGCCCGCGAGAGGAGCGACUCCACUGGCUCCAGCUCCGUCUACUUCACAGCCGCCUCGGGAGGCACGUUCACGGACGCGGAGAGCGAGGGCGGUUACACAACAGCUAAUGCCGAGUCUGAUUAUGAGCGGGAGUCCGACAGGGAGAGUGACGACGGGGAAGAUGUGAGCUGUGAGACCGUGAAGAUGGGGAGAAAGGAUUCUCUGGACCUGGAGGCAGCGGUGGCUUCAGGCCCAGUUCCCAGAGCCCUGGAGGCUGACGGCUCCCCUGGCCUGGAGGACGUGCUGCCCCUCCUGCUGCAGGCUGACCAGCUGCACCGGGGCGGAGAGCAGCACAAGCGGGAGGGCUUCCAGCUGCUGCUCAACAACAAGCUCGCGUACGGAAGUCGGCAGGACUUUCUCUGGCGCCUGGCCCGGGCCUACAGCGACAUGUGUGAGCUCGCGGAGGAGGUGAGCGAGAAGAAGUCAUAUGCUCAAAAUGGCAAAGAAGAGGCGGAGGCCGCUCUGGAGAAGGGGGAUGAGAGUGCUGACUGCCACCAAUGGUAUGCAGUGCUUUGUGGUCAGCUGGCUGAGCACGAGGGCAUCCAGAAGCGCAUCCAGAGUGGCUUUAGCUUCAAGGAGCACGUGGACAAAGCUCUUGCUCUCCAGCCAGAAAACCCCAUGGCUCACUUUCUCCUCGGCAGGUGGUGCUACCAGGUUGCUCACCUGAGCUGGCUAGAAAAAAAAACGGCUGCAGCCUUAUUUGAAAGCCCUCCCAGUGCUACUGUGGAAGAUGCCCUGCAGAGCUUCCUGAAGGCUGAAGAACUACAGCCAGGAUUUUCCAAAGCAGGACGGGUGUAUAUUUCCAAGUGCUACAGAGAACUAGGGAAAAACUCUGAAGCUAGACAGUGGGUGAAGCUGGCCAUGGAGCUGCCAGAUGUCACUAGUGAGGAUUCAGCUUUCCAGAAGGACCUGGAAGAAUUGGAAGUCAUCUUAGGACACUAACCACAUUUCAGUGGCCUUCAUGACUUGAGGAAUUCCACUACUUAAGGGGGAUGAGAAUCAAGUCUUUUAUGUCCCCCUUAGACCUUGCUUAGAUCAGGAAACUGAGCAAGCCUGGUUAAGGGAGUAUCCUGAAUCCUGGUCUAACCAGUCCCUGCUACCUACCAUUCCACUGGUUAAUUCUUUAAUUAAUCUGAAAUUGGGGAUGCACCUGAGGCCUGGGUAUCUGUUGUAUUCUCCCUUAAAUUAAUUCUUGAAAAAAUCAAGACCUAUCCUAGGGCUGAGUGUGGACAGAGAACUGAAGGCAGCCUUCUAACUGCUGGUAAGAUGAAGGAACUGCAAAGAGUCAUAGAAACCAAACAGAGAACUUGUACUCUCUAAUCUGUCCACUGAUUAUUCAAUCCCAAAUUAUAAAUCACACCCCACAGGGAAGGGUCAGGGCUGUCCAUGGGACUGCCCUCUUCUCACCCAUCAUGUGGAUUCUAACUGUAUUGUUGGGCUGAGGGGCUGGACACUUGACUUCUAGUCUUUGCUGCUUUUUGAACAGCAGUGCGUAAGGCUUAUGAGACUCUGCAACGAUGAUUUGAGGAGUUGCCUGGAAUAUAUUUUGGUACCAACUUAAAAAUAAUAAACUAAAUUUGAUUAGAAGUGA